Knipowitschia caucasica is the source of this 651-nucleotide messenger RNA. NCBI's taxonomy places the organism in Eukaryota, Metazoa, Chordata, Actinopteri, Gobiiformes, Gobiidae. The record is from the annotation of a GenBank genome assembly.
AUGGACCGUAGAGUCAGUGACCUUUGGCCUCUGGGAAACGUUUCGGAGCCGUCGGCAUGGAAACAGUCCGCUCAGAGCCUGAUGCCCCUGCGAUCGAGGACAGGAGACCCCUUCAGGUUGGUUGAGUCAUCGGGCUGCGAUCAUGUGACAUCACCGCCCUCUAAGCCCCGCCCACGAGAGAGCCGCAGCCGCUCGAUUGGGCAGCUGGACUUCGCGGCUUUGCCCUCUUCUUCUCUGUCUCCUUCUGUGUCGCACCCGUCCAUCAUUUCCUCUGGCUUCCUACUAGACGUUAUAAACCGCUCGGACUCUGACUCCGCCCUCCCACUCUCUCUCAGCGAAUCGCGGAUCCCCUAUAGCUCCAGGCUCCUCCCCCUCUCCAUGAGGCCCCUCCCCUUCGGCGGCGGUUUGGAGAAAAGCACGAGUUUGGGCGAGCUCAGAGUCGCCCCGGAGAUGGGGGCGGGGCUAAUGGCAGGAAGCAGGAAGGGCAUUGCUGAGACGGGGGCGGGGCUUACGGCAGGAAGCACGAAGUGCGUCACGGAAGAGGACAGCGGAAGCAAUGGCACCUCAACCGACGAAACCGAAAACGCCACAACGAGAAGGAGUGCGUUAAACCGACUGUUCAGGAGGAGACAGGGGCGCAAACAGGACUAG